AUGUAUUACAGCUCUUAUCACUGGAUCUUUGUGUGUCUCUGUAUCUUCACUCCAAGAAUAUGCAUCCAGGGGAAUCAGUCUAACAUGGAGACCAAUGUGAAUGACAAACUCUCACUGCCUGGCUUUGAGAAUCUCACCGCAGGAUAUAACAAGUUCCUCAGGCCCAAUUUUGGUGGAGAGCCCGUUCAAAUAGCACUGACACUCGACAUUGCCAGUAUUUCUAGCAUUUCAGAAAGUAACAUGGACUACACUGCAACCAUCUACCUGAGGCAGCGAUGGACUGAUCAGCGGCUGGUGUUUGAAGGCAACAAGAGCUUUACUCUGGACGCUCGCCUUGUCGAGUUUCUCUGGGUCCCAGACACCUACAUUGUGGAAUCUAAAACGUCUUUUCUACAUGACGUCACUGUAGGGAACCGGCUGAUUCGAUUAUUCUCCAAUGGCACUGUCUUGUAUGCUCUCAGAAUUACUACCACUGUUGCAUGUAACAUGGACCUAUCUAAAUAUCCCAUGGACACGCAGACGUGCAAGUUACAGCUGGAGAGCUGGGGUUAUGACGGAAGCGAUGUGGAGUUUUCAUGGUUGAGGGGGAAUGACUCUGUCCGAGGCCUUGAAAAUUUACGACUGGCUCAGUAUACUGUGCAGCGGUAUUUCACCUUAGUCACUACAUCCCAACAGGAAACAGGAAAUUACACCCGAUUGGUCUUACAAUUUGAACUUAGAAGAAAUGUCCUCUACUUUAUUUUGGAAACCUAUGUUCCCUCUACUUUUUUAGUCAUCUUAUCCUGGGUUUCCUUCUGGAUUUCUCUUGAUUCAGUGCCUGCAAGAACCUGCAUUGGUGUCACCACUGUACUGUCAAUGACAACACUGAUGAUUGGUUCCCGUACAUCUCUGCCUAACACCAACUGCUUUAUAAAGGCCAUUGAUGUAUACCUUGGGAUCUGCUUUAGCUUUGUUUUUGGGGCCCUGUUGGAAUAUGCAGUUGCCCAUUAUAGCUCUUUACAGAAGCUGGCAGCCAAAGACAGGGGGACUUCUAAGGAAGUAGAAGAAGUCAAUAUUGCCAACAUCAUCAACAGCUCCAUCUCCAGCUUCAAGAGAAAGAUCAGCUUUGCCAGUAUUGAGAUCUCCAGUGAUAACGUCAACUAUAGUGACCUGACAAUGAAAACCAGUGACAAGUUCAAGUUUAUUUUCAGGGAUAAAUUGGGUAGAAUUGUUGAUUACUUCACAAUUCAAAACCCUAGCAAUGUAGAUCGUUACUCCAAACUAUUAUUUCCUUUGGUUUUCAUGCUAGUCAAUGUAUUUUACUGGGCAUAUUACAUGUAUUUUUGA
This is a messenger RNA of Trichosurus vulpecula (common brushtail), 1326 nucleotides long. RefSeq names its product gamma-aminobutyric acid type A receptor subunit pi (gene GABRP). Gene Ontology annotation, cellular component: GABA-A receptor complex; membrane; synapse. The record is from RefSeq and is a predicted model, not a curated record. Gene Ontology annotation, biological process: signal transduction; monoatomic ion transmembrane transport; nervous system process. NCBI's taxonomy places the organism in Eukaryota, Metazoa, Chordata, Mammalia, Diprotodontia, Phalangeridae. Gene Ontology annotation, molecular function: extracellular ligand-gated monoatomic ion channel activity; GABA-A receptor activity; neurotransmitter receptor activity. The transcript is spliced from 9 exons. Bases 1 to 1326 code for a protein of 441 amino acids.